AUGCUUAAUCUACUGAUCUGUCAUUUCUGCUUUCUUUUUCUCAGCGAAUUAAACGCGAUAUUUUCAUCACCUGCGAGUUUGAAUGGCAGUUUCCUUGACCAUCGUAAUGACGAGCAUUUUAAAACCAGUCCUCGAAACCCUGGAAUUGACUUGAAGGCUGCUAUGUUGUUUUUUGAGAAGAUGGUGAAUUCUCCGUAUGCCAAAUUACUACAUCAGGUUACUGUGACUUUAGAGAAUCAUUUGAUUUCCCAGUUACCAACUUCACCGCCGGAUGUCGAGGCCAUGAGAGCCUUUUUGAUUUUACCGGUACUUCCUCUCUUCCGAGAGUCUAAGAAUUAUUUGACCUUUGCUCUGCCGUUUGCUGCAGCCAUUCUCCACUUGGAUGCCAACCCAAGCAAAGUGUUGGACAACUGGUGGUGUUGGGUGGAUGCUGGCUAUUUCUGCCAGCUGGUGGAGCUCUAUAAAGAUGCAGUGGUCUACCUUCUAACCCGGAUGAGGACCUCUCUGCUGGCUCCUGUGUUUAGCCAUUACAUCAUUGACGCUCUCCGGGUUUUGGAAAAGUUGCACAAGGUUAAUUUGAUUGCGAACCAUAUUGACUAUGAGGUAUUCUACAUCCACGAACUGAACAACUUCGUCAACAUUGAAACAGAUUUUCUUUACUGGGCAUCUCAACAUGCUGGAGUAAAAAUCCAGCCAGCUAUCGCAGAGGUCCCCAUUGCUUUCUGCUCCUACCCUUUUGUCUUGAAUGCUCAGGCAAAGACAAAGAUGUUACAAACAGAAGCUGCGUUGCAGAUGCAGAUAGCGGUGAACAGGACCAGCCUAGAGAACAUCUUCAUGCUUCUCACCCUGGGCCCUUUCCUGACCAGUAGCCCCUUCCUGGUUUUGCACGUUCAGCGGACUAAUCUGGUCAGUGACGCCUUGAGGGAGCUCAGCAUCCAUUCAGACGUGGACUUGAAAAAACCUUUGAAGGUGGUGUUCCUGGGUGAGGAGGCCGUGGACGAUGGAGGUGUGACAAAGGAGUUCUUCCUGCUGUUGCUAAAGGAGCUACUGGAUCCUAAAUAUGGGAUGUUCACAUACUAUGAGCAGUCCAGGCUUUUGUGGUUUUCAGAAAAAACAUUUGUGGAGUUGAACUGGUUCCACCUGAUUGGGAUUCUCUGUGGCCUAGCCAUCUAUAACUUCACUGUGGUGGACCUACGCUUUCCCCUUGUGUUGUACAAAAAGUUGCUGAGCGUGAAACCCACUCUGGAGGACCUGAAAGAACUUUCUCCCACCGAGGGCAGCUUUUGUUUUACAGGACAGGUAAUGGCUCUAAGCACAGAGGAGGUUGUCCAUGUGGCAUGUGGCAAGCAUCACACCUUGGCUCUUUGUCAAAAUGGAUCUGUCUUUGGCUGGGGAGCUGGAACCUAUGGGCAACUGGGCAAUGGGAGAUGUUGUGGCAUUGUUCCUCAUCCAAGGAGAGCAGAAUUGACCGGCGUUCCGAUAGUACAGGUUACAUGUGGCCGUUUCCAUUCCCUGGCUCUUUCUAAAGAUGGUGCUGUCUAUUCCUGGGGACAGAAUACCUAUGGGCAGUUAGGACUUGGCAAAGACGUGUACAGCCAGAUACGACCCCAACAUAUCAUCUCUCUCACUGGAAUUCCAGUGGCGCAGAUCGCUGCAGGGGGAAGGCACAGCUUUGUUCUGUCUCUCUCUGGGGCAGUGUUCAGUUGGGGAAGAAACAAUCAUGGACAGCUGGGGCUCAAGAGCACAAUGGAUAAAGUCAGCCCGUGUCAUGUGAAGCAAAUGAAGGAGCUCAGAGUCACAUACAUCUCUUGUGGGAAUCAACAUACCGCUCUACUAACAAAGAAUGGAAGUGUGUUCACAUGCGGAGAAGGAAGAGCUGGGCAACUGGGACUGAGCACAAAAGCUGAUGUGAACGCCUUUCAGAAGGUGGACCAAAUCAAGGACGAGGUAUCGCAGAUCGCCUGUGGCAGUUAUCACACCCUCGCCUACAUCCCAUCCUCUGAUCUUGUGGUUUCGUUUGGUUUUGCAAUCAAUGGAAAAUUGGAGGAAAGUUCAACAAACAAUCAUAUUCAUGCAGAGUCACAGAAUGCCAAAAUUUACAAGAUUUUUGCAGGAGCAAAUGCCAAUUUCAUUCUGACUCAGUGUCCAAUGCCUGCAGCUGAUUUCCGUUGCAGGGACAGUGCGCAGCAGAUUCUCACAUUGAGUGAAGCUAUCGUCAACAAAUGGAUCAACACAGCUGAUUACAGCAAAGAAAGGGAUGAAGCAAAAAAGGAAAUUGAAAUUGUAUUCUCCUCCUCAUCCUGUGUCACCGGGAGUUUUCUGAAGCAAAGUGACGGAGACCAACCUGAAACAGGGACUGACCUUUUGAGUGUUGAUGUGGAAGCAGCCAGGGAAUUAUUUAGGAAGCUUACGAGGAAGGACUGGAUUGUCAAAACAAUAAUUCCAGUUCUGGCACGGUGUUUAAUCCCAAAUCUUAAGAACUUGUGUCAUGACAAAGAAGCACUGAUGAUUUAUUUGAUUCUGCCAGAGAGUUCCUUGAUGCAAUACAAUGAAACUAUGGAAGAUAUGCUUUCUAUCUAUGUGGGAGCCAUUGAGAGGCUAAAUGACGCUUCAAAAAAUAUUCUGAAAAAUUGCUGGUCGACGUUGAAGUCAUCGUAUUUGAACAAUCUUGUCCAAACGUUUAGGGCUGCAGUAGUAAUUUUGCUUACAAACCUCCAUGCCUUGUAUAUAGAAUUGCCAGGCCAUCCUUCAAUUAAUGUAUUGGAAAAAAGUUUAAGGGAAGCUCUGGAUGUUCUAGAACUGGCGUACCAUGCAAAUAUGAAAGCACAGCACAAAAUUCCACAAAACAAAUUCUACAUCGAUGAAGUUCUCCUGUUUGAUGUUGGCUUUGAAGUCAUUAGAUUUAAAGAACAUCAACUACGGCCCAAUGGGUUAGAAGAAAAGAAGGUCCCACUUUGUUGCUAUCCAUUCAUCUUCAAUUUAAAUGCCAAGAUUCAGAUACUUCACAUGAAUUCAGUUUUGGAGAAAACUAAAGCCUUUGUUGAAGCAAUGAAUUUCACAUGCCGUAACAUCUGCAUGGGAAACCCUGAACACCCCAAGUAUCCCAUCUUCAAACUGAACGUUAACCGCCAAGAUUUGGUCACUGAUACUUUUAAGAAGCUGAUACAAGUUGAUGAGGAGGAUCUGAGGAAGGAACUCAAGGUGAAGUUUGAUGGAGAACCGGAUGAGGAUCUGGGAGCUAUAAGGCAGGAAUUCUUCCUUUUUCUCUUUAGAGAGUUGAUUCAGCCAGAUUCCAGAAUGUUUAUUUACAGUGAAGACUUCAGAAUCAUUUGGUUUCCCCCAGAGAUCUCAGUGCCCAUUAAAAACUACCAUCUGCUUGGAAUACUGUGCGGCCUUGUUGUGUAUAAUUUCAGUGUGGUCUACAUCCCAUUCCCGCUUGCACUCUUCAAGAAGAUACUGGGUAUGAUGCCCACAUUGGAGGAUCUGCAGGAGCUACAGCCUUCUUUGGAGAAAAUACUGCAGCAUAUUCUGGACAAUGACGAGGACCUAGAUGUGGACAUAAACUUUUCUAUUAUCUGGGAGAAUAAGGAGGUUGAGCUCAUUCCAAAUGGCAGGGACCAGCCUGUGAUGAAGGAGAACAAGGAAGAAUAUGUGAAUGCCUGCGUCAAUUACAUAUUCACAGCAUCAGUCAAAGAACCCUUUGAUGCGUUUCGAAGAGGUUUCUAUAAAGUUUGCGACAAGACUCUACUAAAGUUCUUCCAGCCACGAGAGCUGAUGGACAUAUUGAUUGGAAACGAUGACUAUGAUUGGAACAUGCUGGAAAAGAAUACCACAUACAGCGGCAAUUACAGCAGAUCACAUCCAACCAUUGAGAUAUUUUGGAAAGUGUUCCAUGAACUGUCUUUGGCUGAGAAGAAGAAAUUCCUGUUAUUUCUUACAGGCAAUGAUCGUCUUCCAGUGAUGGGAAUGGUGCGUGUUAACAUGCAUAUUAUCUGGAGUCCACUGUCAGAAGACAACUACCCGGAGGCAGAUGUCUGCUUUAGUAACCUGAGACUUCCAGAAUACAGCAGCAUUGAAAUUUUGAAAAAGCAACUGCUGACAGCCAUUAACACUAAAGAAAGAUUUGACAAAUUGUGAAGCACAUUUACAAUGAGAGGAAAAUUUAUUACAUCCCAUUUGGACUGUAUUUUAACUUCUAAUAGCAUGAUCGUCAGCACUUGCAUCAUCCUAGCUUAUCACAGUUACCCAUCCACAUCAGGCAAAUGACGCUAACCAAAAAAAAAACCAAAAGAACUGCGGAUGCUGUAAAUCAGGAAUUAAAACAAAGUUGCUGGAAAAGCUGAGCAGGUCUGGCAGCAUCUGUGGAG
This is a messenger RNA of Rhincodon typus (whale shark), 4367 nucleotides long. Its product is annotated as probable E3 ubiquitin-protein ligase HERC3. The transcript has 32 exons. NCBI's taxonomy places the organism in Eukaryota, Metazoa, Chordata, Chondrichthyes, Orectolobiformes, Rhincodontidae. The coding region runs from base 1 to 4137 and encodes 1378 amino acids. The record is from RefSeq and is a predicted model, not a curated record. Gene Ontology annotation, molecular function: ubiquitin protein ligase activity. Gene Ontology annotation, biological process: ubiquitin-dependent protein catabolic process; protein ubiquitination.